Molecule: messenger RNA, 634 nt
Organism: Papilio xuthus (Asian swallowtail)
Lineage: Eukaryota; Metazoa; Arthropoda; Insecta; Lepidoptera; Papilionidae
Exons: 3
Coding region: 17-634 (205 amino acids)
Source: RefSeq, a predicted model, not a curated record
UCUUUACAACAUUUUUAUGAACUUUAUCAAAACAUUUUUGUCGAAUAUUGAUUCAAAAAUGAACACCUUUUACUUUUUCUUAGUAUCCAUUAUAUUAACCAUGACAGAAUCGUACGUUUACUUACAAGUUCGUAAAAAUGGUAAUCAUUCUGAUGUUGACGCAUUAAUACAUAAAGUUAUACCAAAGAUAGAUAUAGAAAACUCUAGAAGGAAGAUUAAUCGUCGUAUAAACACAAAGUCUAAUCUAGAAGAACAAUUAAAAGAUCUAGAAAGUCUAGUCCUGGCUAUACAUACCGGUGUUAAUGGUAAUUUGGAACCGAUUAAACCGAAUGUAGCACGAAAUAUACAGAAUUUUGUUAAAAAUAUAAUUGAAAAUGAAAAUGUUAAAGCGUUAUUUAGAUCAAAUAAAAGAAGUUAUAAUAUAAAACCCGAAAUUGUACAUUUUAAAAGUGACAAACCAUCUCUUAUGUUAGAGGUCAGUUUUGAAUCAAUAGUAAAUGCGAUAGACGAGAUCUUAAGGUCCAAAAAGGUGAAAGACUACGCGGACACUUUGGGUCACAACGCCGCUAUAAUAUAUAGAACUCUAUUAGACGAAAGCAGAAAACAUGGAAAGACACAAAGAAAAUCACUUUAA